Anas platyrhynchos (mallard) is the source of this 1516-nucleotide messenger RNA. RefSeq names its product FKBP prolyl isomerase family member 6 (inactive) (gene FKBP6). The record is from RefSeq and is a predicted model, not a curated record. Gene Ontology annotation, biological process: spermatogenesis; piRNA processing. Gene Ontology annotation, cellular component: cytoplasm. Gene Ontology annotation, molecular function: peptidyl-prolyl cis-trans isomerase activity; Hsp90 protein binding. Lineage: Eukaryota; Metazoa; Chordata; Aves; Anseriformes; Anatidae.
GCGCAGGGGCAGAGGCGCCGCGCGUGGCUUUAAGCGGCGUGCCGGGCCGCGCUCGCUCCUCGGAGCGCUAUUGGCUGGGCCGCGGCGCGGGCGGUGACUGGGGCGGGGCUCCGCGGCCAUGCGGGGCGGCGGCGGGGCCCGGGCAGGGCUCGGGGCGAGGCCGCGGCGCUGGGGGCCGUGGGCCCGGGGCCUGCAGGACCUCAGCGGUGACGGGGGGGUGCGCAAGGAGGAGCUGCGGCCCGGCACCGGGCAGCCCGCGCCUCCCGCCGCCACCGUGGCAGUGAAGUACUCUGGGUACCUGGAACAUGCAGAUGAGCCCUUCUGCACAAACUGUACUACGAAGCUUCCUAGGUUGAUGAAACUUGGAGAAGACAUUACACUGAGGGGCCUGGAAAUUGGCCUGCUCACAAUGAAGAAGGGAGAGGUUGCAAGAUUUGUCUUCACGCCAGUUUAUGCCUAUGGCCAGCAGGGCUGUCCUCCUCUGAUUCCCCCAAAUGCUACAGUCUUGUUCGAAGUGGAGAUGUUGGACUUCCUAGAUUCUGCUGAUUCUGAUGCAUUCUUUGCAUUGACUGCUGAGCAGCAAGAUACUUUUCCUCUACAAAAGGUGUUGAAAGUGGCAGAUACGGAGAGAGAGUUUGGCAAUUACCUCUACCGUAAGCAGUGCUUUGAGGGUGCCAAAGAGAGAUACAAAAGGGCAUACUCAAUCCUUGGUCGCAGCCCUUCCAGUGUGUCAGAGCAGUGUCAAAUUGAUGCUUCCAAGUUGUUGGUGCUCUUGAAUCUGUCAGUUACCUACCUGAAGCUGGAACAUCCUGACCGAGCUUUGAUGUAUGGGGAAAAGGCGUUGGAGAUUGACCACAGAAACGCCAAAGCGCUGUUCAGGUGUGGCCAGGCUUGUCUCUGCAUGACAGAAUACAAAAAAGCCCGUGACUUCCUGGUCAGAGCUCAGCAAAUAGAGCCGUUUAACAACGAUAUUAACAAUGAGCUGAAAAAGUUGGCAAGCUGCUAUAAAGACUACAUGGAAAAGGAGAAAGAAAUGUGCUGCCGAAUGCUUGCCAGUCUCAAUUCUUCUCAUGCAUGACCAGAAAAAGGACUUCCCCAGCUGAUGAAAGAACAGUUCUUGGAUGGGAAGAUGACCUACCUCUGGGCAGAUGAAGAUUUCAGCAUUGGAUCUGUGCUUUGGGAAAAGGGGAAAGUGUGGUCUUGUUCAGAGUAUAAUGUGGAGUUUCUGUUGGUAUACACACAACCUGGUUUUCCUGAAUUUGGUUCUUGUUCACCAUGUUCUGGGGCUUAGUUUCUAGAACUAAGUACUGCCGUAUAGAAGGAUUGCUCUCUUCUCUGUUGCGUACUCUUUGAAGAAAAUUUGAAGCCUUACCUUUUGCAGGUUCUGGGCUGCUUUUAUGGAAUCUGUAAGUAUAAAUGCCAUGAAGUUUUGUAUUGUUUAUACAGAUUGUUCUUUAAAAGUUACGUUUCGUACUGUUUUUGUUCUGAAAAAUAAAUCAGAACUAUGUUGGCAGGA